GGAAAUUGAAGCUUUUGUUUUUUUGUGGCCACAUGCACUUGCACCUUGUUUAUUUGGCCCGUGUUGGCCUGUGAGUGUGACAUGCUUGGCUUAGAGACUUCCGGACUAAUGGUGAGGACGGAAGAGGCUGCAGAAUGAGUCCUGAUGGAGCCAGGACGUCAUCCGAGGGAUUUAUCAUGAACCAGGCCGGCUGUUCACAAGCGGGAGAGCAUCUCCCCCACGCUGAGGCCAGAUGCACAGGCAGUUUCCAGAAGCGUCCCAUGGCUCUUGCAACUCCGCACACAGCCCUGCUGUGAGACUGUCCUGAGGCUCAGUGAUGCGUGCAGGCUCAUGUGAGGCGUCGGCCAGGCAGGCUUGCCUGUCAGACCUGCUCGCCUGCUGCUGUUCAGCUCAGACCGCCCCAGCGUCCCUUCUGCAGGACGAGGAAGCACAGCAUGGAGCCGGUCCCACGGAGAGCAGGUCCGGCCAUGGCGGAGCUGCACCUCACGCACCCCUCGCUGGCAGCCCUGGACGAGGAGACGCUGUGGGAGAUGACGGAGAGCCACCGCCACAGGAUCGUGCGCAGCAUCUGCCCCAGCCGCCUCACCCCCUACCUGCGCCAGGCUAAGGUGCUGGGCCACCUGGCCAAGGAGGUGCUGCACAGCCCCGGUUCACCAACUCGGCCAUGAGAGUUGGUGAACCUGCGGGGGGUGGGCCUGUGUUAGUUUCUCUGGGGCCGCCCUAAUAAACUACCACAAAAUCGGUGGCCAGGGAACGCAGAACUGGGUUCUCUCAGUUUGGUGGCUGAAGAUCUGAAGUUAAGGUGUGGGCGGGGCCCCCUCCCUCCGGUGGCUCCAGGGGAGGACCCUUCCUGCCUCUUCCAGCUUCUGGCGGCCCCGUUGCUCCAGCCUCUGCCUGGUCUACAUGCCCUCUCUGCGUCUCUCUCUCCCUCUCUCUCCUGACACUUGUCCUUGGACAGGCCCCCCGCUCGUGGCUCACACCAAUUACACCUGCAAAGACCCUUCCUCCAAGUCAGGUCCCACUGGCCGGCUCCAGGCAGACACUCUUGGGGGCCAGCCCACCUGUUCCAGCCCAACUGACUGUGUUUAUUCAUUGAAAGCCGGGAAGUUCAUAGCAUCACCAUAUCAGCUUCUUAGGAGAAUUGAGUCAGUUUCUAAGAUACUUGUCUCAAAGCCCGGUCAGGGCCGGGAGGUGGAGAGCCGGCGGUGGGUGGUCAGGGCCGGGUGGUGGAGAGCCGGCGGUGGGCGGUAGCUUCUGACAGGAUACUUUCUGCCAGUUGCCUUAUGAUGGAGGUGGGGGGGGGGGGCGCCCUAGCUCCUUGCUCGGGGCACUGAGUGUCCUAUGUGGGGAGGACACCAUGUCCCCGCCCUCAGAGGGAGUAAUGGGUGCAGAUGGCCAAGCAGUGGGGUGCAGGGCACAACCAAGAAAGCACAUCCAGCACCUCUGCUGGUGCUGGAGGAACCUGCAGGCCGGGUGCCCCGUGGGGCCCAGGGGAAGGUGUGCAGGGCCCACGGGGCAGGGACUCGCAGGGAGACCCCCUCAGAUCAGUAGCCCACACCCUCCCAACAGGACCCCUAGCCAGCCCCCACCCCUCUGCCAGCCCAGGGAGGAAGGAGGCAGGGCCCCCCCACAGG
Molecule: messenger RNA, 1634 nt
Organism: Myotis brandtii (Brandt's bat)
Lineage: Eukaryota; Metazoa; Chordata; Mammalia; Chiroptera; Vespertilionidae
Product: caspase recruitment domain-containing protein 14-like
Exons: 2
Coding region: 435-668 (77 amino acids)
Source: RefSeq, a predicted model, not a curated record